Messenger RNA from Psammomys obesus (fat sand rat), 2843 nucleotides. It is a transcript of the gene Slc39a11, whose product is annotated as solute carrier family 39 member 11. The transcript has 10 exons. Bases 315 to 1343 code for a protein of 342 amino acids. NCBI's taxonomy places the organism in Eukaryota, Metazoa, Chordata, Mammalia, Rodentia, Muridae. Gene Ontology annotation, cellular component: membrane. The record is from RefSeq and is a predicted model, not a curated record. Gene Ontology annotation, molecular function: zinc ion transmembrane transporter activity. Gene Ontology annotation, biological process: zinc ion transmembrane transport.
CCUCCCCCAGUUCUCCAGGCUCAGGUACAGGGUGGGAUGAGGAAUGAACGACUUUGACGGGAAGGUGUGAGCAAACGGGGGAGAUCUGUUCUUGACUGUCGAGAGACCCCUGGCGUUUUCAGCUAAAAGGGAAGGAGAGCGCUGGGAAUCCAGGGAGGCGAGGGAAUCGUCCGGAAGUCCGGGAAGGCGCCUAGAGCAAAAGGCCGGUCGACUUCUCCGGAGCAGACCAGCGUCCCGAGCAAGGCCGGCGGACGCCUCACCAGCGCACACAUCAGCGUGAGGGGCGGGCUCCUCCGGCGGAAGCUGUAUCCAGCAUGCUCCAGGGCUACAGCUCCGUGCUCCAGGCCUUGCUGGGGACCUUCUUCACAUGGGCAAUGACAGCAGCCGGAGCGGCUCUUGUGUUCAUAUUCUCCAGUGGACAGAGGCAGAUCUUAGACGGAAGUCUGGGCUUUGCAGCAGGGGUCAUGUUAGCAGCUUCCUAUUGGUCUCUGCUAGCACCAGCGGUUGAGAUGGCCACGUCCUCAGGGGGCUUCGGUGCCUUUGCCUUCUUCCCAGUGGCUGUUGGUUUCACCCUGGGAGCUACUUUUGUUUACCUGGCUGACCUCCUGAUGCCUCACCUGGGUGCUGCAGAAGACCCCCAGACGGCCCUGGCACUGAACUUGGACCCUGCAUUGUUGAAGAAGUCUGAUCCUGAGGGCCCCACCACACAGCUCUUCCCCGAGAGGGAACUUUCCAUCCGGAUAGGUAGCACUGGGCUUCUUUCAGACAAGAGUGAGAAUGGCGAGGUAUACCAGAGGAAGAAAGUGACAGCUGCUGGCCUCCCAGAGGGCGCUGCCCUCUCAGGGUCAGUGCAAGAGAACCCAGGGCAGCCUGGGGUCAGCAGCUGGAGGAGGAUCGCUCUGCUCAUCCUGGCCAUCACCUUACACAACGUUCCAGAGGGUCUUGCUGUUGGUGUAGGAUUUGGAGCCAUAGAAAAGACUGCAUCUGCCACCUUUGAGAGUGCCAGGAAUCUGGCCAUUGGAAUUGGGAUCCAGAAUUUUCCAGAGGGCCUGGCUGUCAGCCUCCCUCUUCAUGGAGCAGGCUUCUCUACCUGGAGAGCUUUCUGGUAUGGGCAGCUGAGCGGCAUGGUGGAGCCGUUGGCUGGGGUCUUUGGAGCCUUUGCGGUGGUGCUGGCUGAGCCUGUCCUUCCCUAUGCACUGGCCUUUGCCGCUGGUGCCAUGGUCUACGUGGUCAUGGAUGACAUCAUCCCGGAAGCCCAGAUCAGUGGCAAUGGGAAGCUGGCAUCCUGGGCCUCCAUUCUGGGCUUCGUGGUGAUGAUGUCACUGGAUGUGGGCCUCGGUUAACUCUGAAAACUGUGGGACCCCCACGAAGGAAAGCGCCUGGCUUCUGCAGGACCAUGGGCCUCUUUCUUCAUGUUAAAAAUCUUGUUCUUCUCUCCCCACCAUCUCCUUACCUAGAUCACCUCUGAUUAUGUUUUGACUUUUCAUUUUAUUUUGGAGGGGGAAGCUGAUUUCCAUUGUAAUCUCAAGAUGUCAUAAAACUGUAGAUGUAUGUUUGGGCCACUGAGUGGAAGGAAUCUUUCCUCAGUGGGAUUGUCAAGGUAACCGCUACUUGUCCCGCCUCCAGUCUCCCUCCUUAGACUCAACUUCAGCUUCUCGGGAUUACCUUCAGAAGUCAGCUCUUGAGGCGCAAGUCCUGAGCAUGUUGGCCGAGGGUUUUAGAGCAGGUGGCCAGGGCCCCUCGUGCUCCUUCACCAUGGACCCUCUGUCCACCUAGAAUGCCAGGACAGGAGCAUUGUGAACACAGAAGCCUGAUGUCCAACGCUGAGCCAGCUCACACAGGGUCUGCUUCCUCCUGGGAGAUAUGCAUGGGAGGGCCCACACAUGGAGAGAAGGAAGUCAGCUAGUCUCUCUCUCUUGUCCUAAGGCAAAGAUUGGCAUUACUGAAGUCAGAGAAAUUUGGAUGUCAGGGUGACCCAGUGCUCUGUGAAAAGCGGUGUGAGUAUGGUUUUAAGCUGAGGCUGCUGUUCUUUGUAGCUGACAAGAGCAGAGCACUCAGCCAUGGCUCCUAGAUCUCCUAGCUAUUAAUCUUGUUGUGUUUACAGCCUUUGUUUUCCUGAGAGACUUGUGGACACCAGCAGAUUGCAACUGCUCAGUCCCCUCAUUUAUCAAAAGAGUUACUUAAGUUAACUCUAGUGAUUGAGUGACAUUUGGAGUCUGUCAAGGCUCCUUCUCUGCUAGCCAUUUGGAAACUUACAACCCCACCCAAAGCCCCUGAUCUGCAGCAGGCUUUGUUUGCAUCUGGCCAGAGGGCUUUGAAUGGGAAAAGGAAAGAGGGCAGGAAGAGGUGUUUUUUUACAUUUAUUUUCUCAGAAAACUUAACAUUCCGAGAUGAUCCUGAAAAUGACUGGAUGUAGAUUUUAUGCUAACCUACUCCAUCAUCAGUUCUCCCAAAAGAGCUGAGGCCUGAGCCCUUCAUGGUCAGAGGAGUGUGUGGGACUUAGAGCGGGCUCUACCUGGGAGCCAGGUAUCCAGGCACUGGGUUUUCUGUAUCUGCUCUGUGUGUUUACAUGCUCCAUCCCACCAAGGGUGAAUAUCGUAGUCUGUGAAUGCUCAAGAUCCCAAAGGCCAACCUCAGCAGGAUGUGUGUCCAUUCUUCUAAAGCACUGGUGAUCAAAAUCAAAGACACAUGCAGAAAUUUGAUUGGUUGGGGUUAGCCGGUUUGGUGAUUGGCACUUAGGUCUCUGUGUGUAGUUCUGUUCUCUUACUACAAUUCAUCCUUUCUGCUGGAUAAGACCUCGUAACUGUGAUUAAUAUCAAUAAAGGGAAUUUUGUUGUGCACAA